Molecule: messenger RNA, 2673 nt
Organism: Ilex paraguariensis (yerba mate)
Lineage: Eukaryota; Viridiplantae; Streptophyta; Magnoliopsida; Aquifoliales; Aquifoliaceae
Source: the annotation of a GenBank genome assembly
AUGGCGGGUGAUUUCGAUGUUUCCCAGAAGGCUCUCGAUGAUGGGGUUCCCGUCUCUGGGGAAUCUGUGUUCUUGCAUGGAGAAUUGGAUUUGUGGAUUAUGGAAGCAAGGUCUCUUCCAAAUAUGGAUUUAGCUUCGGAAAAUUUGAGAAAAUGUUUUACUAUGUUUGGGAAUUGUGGACCACCCUUAGGCACAAAAAGUAAGAAUUCAGGCAAGCAUUCAAACCGGCAUUCAAUCAUAACUAGUGACCCCUACGUGUCCAUUUGCCUAAGAGGGGCUACUAUAGCUAGAACUAGAGUAAUUUCCAACUCCGAAAACCCUUUGUGGGAUGAGCAUUUUUGUGUACCAGUGGCUCACCCUGUUGUGAAAGUGGAGUUUCAGGUCAAGGAUAACGAUGUUCUGGGUGCUGAGCUAAUUGGAGUUGUGGGAAUAUCUGCAGAAAAGAUACUUUCAGGAAAUACAAUUAAUGGUUGGUUUCCUAUAGUUGGACCUUAUGGGAAUACUUCAAAACCUUAUCCUGAAUUGCAUCUUUCUGUUAAAUUUAGAUCAGUUGAGGAGAACCCCCUAUAUAAGGAUGGAGUUGGUGUUGGACCUGACUAUGCUGGAGUUCCAAAUACGUAUUUUCCACUUCAUAAAGGAGGGAGUGUGACGCUUUAUCAGGAUGCACAUGUGCCUGAUGGGAUGCUACCUGAAAUUUUACUUGACAAUGGGAAAGUUUUUCAGCAAAACAAAUGCUGGGAAGACAUAUGUCAUGCAAUAUUGGAAGCUCACCACUUGGUUUAUAUUAUUGGGUGGUCCAUAUACCAUACAGUAAAGCUUGUGAGGGAGCCAACACGGCCUUUGCCUUCUGGAGGAGAACUUUCCCUUGGGGAACUGAUGAAGUACAAAUCCCAAGAAGGGGUUCGUGUGGUUAUGCUCAUCUGGGACGAUAAAACUUCCCAUGACAAACUUUUUCUGAAAACGGAUGGAGUUAUGCAAACUCAUGAUGAAGAAACCAGAAAGUUCUUCAGACACUCAAGUGUCCAUUGUGUGCUUUGUCCUCGUUAUGCGAGCAGUAAGCUUAGUGUGUUCAAGCAACAGGUUGUGGGAACCCUUUUUACCCAUCAUCAAAAGUGUGUGCUUGUUGACACUCAAGCUCCUGGGAAUAAUCGGAAAAUUACUGCUUUUAUUGGUGGUCUGGAUUUAUGUGACGGCAGAUAUGACACUCCUGAGCACAGGCUAUUUAAUGAUCUCGACACUGUCUUUGCAAAUGAUGUUCAUAAUCCAACAUUUAAUCCUAGUACAGAAAUAGGUAAGCCUGCUAAUGCCAAUUUGGUAUCCUUCCAAAGGCAAGUGAAAGCCCCAGUAACUCCAACGCCCUUCGACCAGUCUUGUGCCGGUGGCCCAAGGCAACCAUGGCAUGAUUUACACUGUAAAAUUGAGGGUCCGGCUGCUUAUGAUAUAAUGACCAAUUUUGAACAAAGAUGGAGAAAAGCAGUAAAAUGGAGAGAUUUUAAGAUAAGAAAGGUCAGACACUGGCAUGAUGAUGCCUUGCUAAAGCUAGACCGGAUCUCGUGGAUACUGUCUCCGUCUUCUAGUCCUGAUGGUGACCGUGUUGUACAUGUUACCAAUGAAGAAGAUCCUGAAAAUUGGCAUGUACAGGUGUUUCGAUCAAUAGAUUCAGGGUCUGUCAAGGGAUUUCCAAAGGAUGUUAAGGAAGCCGAGGCACAGAAUCUUGAAUGUGGAAAGAACUUGAAAAUUGAAAGAAGCAUACAUGCAGCGUAUGUGAAAGCAAUAAGAUCAGCACAACAUUUUGUAUACAUAGAGAACCAGUAUUUUCUUGGAUCUUCAUAUUACUGGCCAUCAUACAAAAAUGCAGGGGCAAAUAACUUAAUUCCUAUGGAGCUUGCCUUGAAAAUUGCUAGCAAAAUAAGGGCGAAUGAACGUUUCUCUGUGUAUAUUGUGAUUCCAAUGUGGCCAGAGGGUGAACCCACUAGUUCUGCUGUACAGGAAAUACUUUUUUGGCAGGGGCAGACGAUGGCUAUGAUGUACAAAGUUGUUGCCCACACUCUUGAAAAGGCAGGCCUUUCCGAAGCAUAUCACCCACAGGAUUAUUUGAAUUUUUAUUGCCUUGGUAAGCGCGAAGCUUCAUCUCCACAAAGUAGACCUCAAGCUGAUCUGUCUACUGAGAACGGCACAUUGGGAUUAGCUCAAAAGUUCCGCAGAUUUAUGAUCUACGUCCAUGCCAAAGGGAUGAUAGUUGAUGAUGAACAUGUUUUAAUGGGAUCUGCAAACAUAAAUCAGAGAUCUAUGGAUGGUUCAAGGGACACUGAAAUUGCUAUGGGAGCUUAUCAACCAAAUUACACUUGGGCAGGGAAGAAUAUUCAUCCUCAUGGCCAGGUGUAUGGGUAUAGGAUGUCUCUAUGGGCUGAACACCUUGGAACCCUUCAAAACUCUUUCCAUGAGCCACAGACUCUUGGAUGUGUUAGGAAAGUCAAUCAGAUUGCCACACAAAACUGGAAGGCAUUCGUGGCGGAGGAUCACAAAGAAAUGAUGGGGCACUUGAUGCAAUAUCCUAUUCAAGUAAGCAGAAGUGGAAAGGUGAGUCCACUGCCCGGUCACGAAAGCUUUCCUGAUGUGGGUGGUAAGAUUAUGGGAGCACCUACCAAUCUCCCUGAUGUGCUUACCACAUAA